Messenger RNA from Anopheles nili, 553 nucleotides. Its product is annotated as endocuticle structural glycoprotein ABD-5-like. Gene Ontology annotation, cellular component: chitin-based extracellular matrix. Gene Ontology annotation, molecular function: structural constituent of chitin-based larval cuticle. Lineage: Eukaryota; Metazoa; Arthropoda; Insecta; Diptera; Culicidae. The transcript is spliced from 3 exons. The record is from RefSeq and is a predicted model, not a curated record. The coding region runs from base 83 to 403 and encodes 106 amino acids.
CGGUAGCUCAGCGAUCGAGUACGGUUUUUCUCCCAACGCACCUUCAGGAUAACGCAAUCAGAGACACAAAUCUGUCCACAUCAUGAAGCUGCUCGCAGGAUUAAUGGCGAUGGCUCUGGUGACGUGCGUGCUGGCGGCUCCUUUAGAUGAUCCCGCAAACGCCGAGAUCCUGCGAUACAGCAGCGAAAACAUCGGCAUCGAUGGAUACCGCUUCGAAUUCGCGACCAGCGAUGGCACCAGCCGCACGGAGCAAGCCGAACUGCGCAACGCCGGUACGGAUGGUGAGGCGCUUGUGGUGCGCGGUUCCUACUCCUACACCGGCCCGGAUGGUACGGUUUACGUGAUCAACUACGUGGCGGAUGAGAACGGGUACCAGCCGGAAGGUGCACACAUUCCGAAGUAGUUUGGAAUCGCCUUUGACGAUAGGCGAUAAGCCGCCGAGAACCAGCCGGUCAGCAGAUGGAGGCGCUCCAUUCUAACGCUAUUCUAAUGCCAGUUCGAUGCCGCUCUGGUUAACUGAUGAGAGCAAAUAAAAGCAAUCUAAACUUCUCCA